AUGGCAUCACAAGAGAACGUACCAGGAUCACCUAAGUCGCCUCGAUCUAGGCAUCCUCGACCAUCGUUGACUGGCCUUUUCGAAGGUCUCAACAUCGAACCUAGUAGCACCUCUCCGACUGUUGGCAGAAAUAGGGAUAGGCCACAGACGCAAGGUUCCGAGGCGUCCGGUCACUCUUCUCUUCGAGGUUCUCUGUCGCAACGUUGGCCGCCCUCCUUCUCGGGGUCCGAUGUUAGCAUCGAUGCUCCUGGCGAUCAAGAACAUCGCAAUUUAUCUCCUAGCGUUACUCUUCGGAUGAGCGACCUGUAUCGUCAGCACGGUGACAAUUGGGCACGCGAUAGUAGCGUUGAGAAUUUGCCAGUGGACAAGACCGAUGACUUCCAGCUGGUUUCGAACAUGAUGGAUGAAAUCCACCAUUAUGUUGUCACGCUAGAAGAGAACAAAGACAAACUCGCGAGCAUCAUGAUGGAAGAGAUGGCGAAAGUCGUUCAUGGCUCGAACGAGAAAUCCCGGAAGGGUCUUGGUCUCGACGAGACUAUGGAGUAUUGCCGCAUGGUCUUUGAGGGAGUGACUGGGCUGGAGUACAGUGAGAGGACUCCGGAGUAUCAAGCCAAGUUGGAAAAACUAGUUUUGAAAGACAUGGAGUUUGCUCCAAACCAUAUUGUCAGGAGCAGGCGCGAAGUUGUCCAACAUGCAGCAGCUUUCUACCACAUCGUAACCUCCUUCGUCACCAACGACAUGAUGAUAAGUGAGGAACUCAUCAAAGAAACCCAUCAAAUCCUCGUCAACGGCAUCGGGUCUGGAAGCGCGGGGUUUCUCAGCAACAAAGAGCAUGGCGGAUCUUACCGCACCGAAGAUGUCUUCGUGGGUGCUAUGGCACUACCAAAGGCCAAUACCAUACCUGCUGCUAUGCGGUCAAUGGUUCGGAAGCUGGAGAAAGAUCUUGAUGCAGCAGUCAAGCUCGGGCGAUUUGACCCUUUUGCUCUCGCCGCCGAGUACUGCGACCGCUUCGUCAACAUCCACCCCUUUCGAGACGGAAACGGACGCAUGUGUCGCUUGGUGCUCAAUGCCAUACUCAUUAAGUAUGCCGGCAUCGUGGCCAACGUUGGCGAGCAUGAUCAGAGUCGCGAUGAAUAUCUCGACAUUGCUCGGGAAUCUACAGAAGUCGGAGGUCAUGCAGGAGCUCUUGGAAGCUUGGUUCUGACAGAAGCGAAGAAUACGUUGCGACGGAUGAAGGCCAAACUUAUGCCAAAGAAAAGUUGA
Messenger RNA from Alternaria alternata, 1263 nucleotides. Its product is annotated as Fic-domain-containing protein. Lineage: Eukaryota; Fungi; Ascomycota; Dothideomycetes; Pleosporales; Pleosporaceae. The transcript has 3 exons. The record is from RefSeq and is a predicted model, not a curated record. The coding region runs from base 1 to 1263 and encodes 420 amino acids.